AUUUGGGCUUUCGGGUCAUGUCAGUAGUUCGGAUCAUACCGUAAAAAAAACCGAAACAUGGUAGUAAUCGAAUGAAUCGAAGUCGAAGGUUGUCGUGAGAAGAAGAAGAAUAGCUCAGCAUCUUCUCUAAUGGCAUCAGAUAACAACUCACCAUCUCUUGAGAUAUUAGUUCGACGGCCGGAAGAAUGCUCACUAUGGACUGGCCCACCAUUCGAGAACGGUCAACCGAAUAUCAAACUUGAUAAAGUUAUUUGCUUGAAUGCUAAAUUCAGUGAUGAUGGAUCUUUGCUUAUGGUGGUCAAAUCCAAUUCUGUCAUUACUAUAUAUGAUUGUAAGACUGCUAAAGAGAUUAGGUCUUUUCAAGUUCCUAAUCUUGUGGCGUCUGUUUUGUCGCCUCGCGGAACUUAUUUGCAAACCUUUCAAAAACCUUCCGGGCCGCAAGAUAAGAAUGUGACUUUAUGGAAGAUUGAGACUGGUGAUUCUAUUUAUCAACACUCUCAGAAGAAUAUGACAAGGGCCAAUUGGCCGGCAAUUCAAUUCAGCUCUGAUGAAGCUACUGCAUGCCGCGUGCCAACUAAUGAGGUGCAAUUUUUUGACACUGGGGAUUUUUCUAAAGGAGUUGUUUGUCGGUUAAGAGUUCCAGGAGUUGCUUCCGCUGAGCUUUCUAUUUCACCUGCUUCUCAUGUAGCUGCAUUUGUUCCGGAAUCCAAGGGGGUUCCUGCCAGUGUACAGAUAUUUGCUUGUGGAGAUGCUUCCCAAACUCAACCUAUGGCUCGACGGAGCUUUUUCCGAUGUUCUACAACCCAACUUAAAUGGAACCAUGGUUCAACUGGACUUCUAAUUGUGGUGCAGUCAGAUGUUGAUAAAACAAAUCAGAGUUACUAUGGAGAAUCAAAGUUAUACUACCUGACAACAGAUGGGGUGCAUGAAGGAUUAGUGCCUCUUCGGAAAGAGGGGCCUAUUCAUGAUGCUCAAUGGUCAAAUUCAGGCUCAGAGUUUGCUGUUGUGUAUGGGUUUAUGCCUGCCAAAGCAACUCUGUUUGACAAGAAGUGCAGACCUCUACUGGAGCUUGGAACUGGUCCUUACAACACUAUUCGAUGGAACCCAAAAGGGAAAUUUUUAUGUUUGGCUGGCUUCGGUAACUUGCCUGGUGAUAUGGUAUUUUGGGAUUACGUGGAAAGGAAACAGCUUGCAUCAACCAAAGCUGAAUGGUCUGUGUCAAGUGAAUGGUCUCCAGAUGGGUGCUAUUUCAUGACAGCAACAACAGCUCCAAGGCUUCAAGUUGAUAAUGGGAUCAAGAUUUUUCACUAUAAUGGGUCAUUGUACUUCAAGCAGAUGUUUGACAAGUUAUACCAGGCUGAUUGGAAACCAGAGUCACCAAGUAAGUUUGGUGACAUCACUGAACUAAUCAAGUCUCUAGACUCGAUAAAACUUGAAGAUAAAAAACCAUCAGGUCAAGGACCAAAACCAACCCAAGUUUCUACAAAAGCCUCUUCUGCCAACCCAACUGCACAAAAACCUGCUGCAUAUCGUCCACCACAUGCUAAGACUGCAGCUGCUAUUCAGGCAGAGGUACACAUUCACAGAACCAAUGAUCUGUUAAUUGUUUCUAUUCAAAGUUGUUAGGAGAGAGCUCGGCUGAGUCAUUGAGCAAGAAUGCUUUACGAAACAAGAAAAAGAGGGAGAAACAGAAGGAGAAAAAGGCUGCUGCAGACGCCAGUUCGUGAUUGCAUCAUGGUUCCCCCGGACUCAUUUUAUACACCUGUAUUUCUGCUAUCAAAUGCUUGAAAAUUUGAGGCUCAGCUUAAGUUUUCUAGAUUUAAUUGUAUCACUGUCCCCGGAAGCAAACUUUAGGCAGUUUUGUUUUGAUCGGAUUUUGAGAUGAUUAAAGUUGUGUUGGGUAUGUGCUUUCUCAGUUUUGUUCCAAUGGGGACAUGAGUGGGGAGAAGUGAAAUACUGAGCAGGUGGAUUACACCAACAUACACACAAAAAGAAGAAAGGAGUAAAAGUAAACUUUAUCCACCGAGCAUAUUUUAUGCAUGAUACUAUUAUAUUCAUGUGUUGAAUAACUUAAGCUCAGUUAUUGGGAUUGAACUCCGACUUUCUACCUUCAAAUUUAACGUCCAUGUAGCCGGUGGAUAAGUUUGAUGCCAUUUCGCCAUUAAUGUAUAAACUCUCAAUUUAUAGGGGUGUAUCUAAGGGAUUUUAAAAGACUUUUUUAUCAUGAAAAAGUCUUGUGGUAUUCAA
Medicago truncatula (barrel medic) is the source of this 2247-nucleotide messenger RNA. RefSeq names its product eukaryotic translation initiation factor 2A. The record is from RefSeq and is a predicted model, not a curated record. The transcript has 13 exons. Gene Ontology annotation, cellular component: cytosolic small ribosomal subunit. Gene Ontology annotation, molecular function: protein binding; ribosome binding; translation initiation factor activity. Bases 130 to 1626 code for a protein of 498 amino acids. Gene Ontology annotation, biological process: translational initiation. NCBI's taxonomy places the organism in Eukaryota, Viridiplantae, Streptophyta, Magnoliopsida, Fabales, Fabaceae.